Messenger RNA from Pyricularia grisea, 510 nucleotides. RefSeq lists its product as uncharacterized. The record is from RefSeq and is a predicted model, not a curated record. Lineage: Eukaryota; Fungi; Ascomycota; Sordariomycetes; Magnaporthales; Pyriculariaceae. The transcript has a single exon. The coding region runs from base 1 to 510 and encodes 169 amino acids.
AUGAAGACGGCUGUCGGCUGGCUCCGACAGCAAGUCGUUCCAGAACCUCCGAUAGUCACACAGAGAAUCACGCAAACAUAUCCACCGAUCCUAUCACAACCCAAAAACCUCCUCGAUGACCAGCUCUGUCCACCUCUCCAGCUCUGGAUUAGGGUCGUCUCGGCAGACCUCAGACAAGUGCGAUCCUGGGCUCCAGAUCACCCCGUCAACAUGGCUCUCACGAUGCUCUGGGGACGUCACACAUCAUUGGAGACUCUUCAAAAGGCGCUCCUUGUCGAGAAAUUCUUUGCUGGAGUCGGCGAAAAUGCCAAAUGGAGACUAUACCUGGCAAUGUCUCGCAUCGCCCUCCAGGCUUAUGUACGUCAUUCUAGGCCAUUGCGUCUUUCUACUACCAAGCAACAGCUGACCCAUCUCGCAGAAGGAAAAGAGACGCCGCCGACGGCUGGAGAGGAGAAGGAUGAUGGAGUCCACGCCACCCCCGUCGAGGCCGCCACGGACAAGAGGAUUUAA